This is a messenger RNA of Nicotiana tabacum (common tobacco), 3122 nucleotides long. NCBI's taxonomy places the organism in Eukaryota, Viridiplantae, Streptophyta, Magnoliopsida, Solanales, Solanaceae. The record is from RefSeq and is a predicted model, not a curated record.
CAGAGUGAGUGGCGAAGGGAGGUGUGAGAGAGAGAAAGAGUGUGCGUGUGUGUGUGUACGUGUUUGCUGCAUAUGUCAGUAGACUGUGAUCACACAAUUUGGCAUUUUCAUUCCAUUCGCAAUGGCCGCAACUUUGCACAAGGUGACUCCGACUACUGCUUCGGCCUCCGCUUCUAUCGCCCGUCGUGAGUCCGCCGCAGCCUCCGUCCUGGUGGACGAUCAGCAGAAACAAACGCCGGCUCUGACGUCAUUGCUUAACUCUCAACCUCCUUCCUCCAAUCCCUCUAGCAAAGGGAAACAAAUCAUGCCAAGAGCUCAUACAUGCCAUCCUUUGGACCCUUUAUCUGCUGCUGAAAUCUCUGUGGCUGUGGCGACCGUCAGAGCUGCCGGUGAAACACCCGAGGUCAGAGAUGGCAUGCGCUUUAUUGAGGUGGUUCUUCUGGAACCUGAUAAAAGUGUCGUUGCACUGGCUGAUGCCUAUUUCUUCCCACCUUUCCAAUCUUCAUUGAUGUCCAGAAGGAAAGGAGGGCUUCCCAUUCCUACUAAGCUUCCUCCAAGGCGAGCUAGACUUAUUGCAUAUAAUAAGAAAACAAAUGAGACAAGCAUAUGGAUUGUUGAGCUAGCUGAAGUACAUGCUGCUGCUCGAGGUGGACAUCACAAGGGAAAAGUGAUUUCAUCCAAUGUUGUUCCAGAUGUUCAGCCACCUAUAGAUGCACAAGAGUAUGCUGACUGUGAAGCUGUAGUUAAAAAUUAUCCUCCUUUUAGGGAAGCAAUGAAGAGAAGGGGUAUUGAUGACAUGGAUGUUGUGAUGGUGGACCCCUGGUGCGUUGGUUAUCACAGUGAGGCUGAUGCUCCUAGCCGCAGGCUUGCCAAACCGCUAGUAUUCUGCAGAACAGAGAGUGACUGCCCAAUGGAAAAUGGAUAUGCAAGACCGGUUGAAGGAAUAUAUGCCCUUGUUGAUGUGCAAAACAUGCAGGUGAUAGAGUUUGAAGACCGCAAACUUGUACCUUUACCUCCAGCUGAUCCACUGAGGAAUUACACUGCUGGUGAGACAAGAGGAGGGGUCGAUCGAAGUGAUGUAAAACCCCUCCAGAUUAUUCAGCCAGAGGGUCCAAGCUUUCGAGUCAAUGGGAACUAUGUGGAAUGGCAAAAGUGGAACUUCCGAGUAGGUUUCACCCCUAGGGAGGGUUUGGUUAUACACUCUGUGGCAUAUCUUGACGGUAGCAGGGGUCGGAGACCCAUAGCCCAUAGGUUGAGUUUUGUGGAGAUGGUUGUCCCCUAUGGGGAUCCAAAUGACCCACAUUACAGAAAGAACGCUUUUGAUGCAGGAGAAGAUGGGCUCGGAAAGAAUGCUCAUUCACUUAAGAGGGGAUGCGAUUGUUUAGGAUACAUAAAGUACUUUGAUGCCAAUUUUGCAAAUUUUACCGGAGGAGUAGAAACCACUGAAAAUUGUGUAUGUUUGCAUGAAGAAGAUCACGGGAUGCUCUGGAAGCAUCAAGAUUGGAGAACUGGCCUUGCAGAAGUUAGACGGUCUAGACGACUUACAGUUUCUUUUAUUUGCACUGUGGCCAAUUAUGAAUAUGGAUUCUACUGGCACUUUUACCAGGAUGGGAAAAUUGAAGCAGAAGUCAAACUCACAGGAAUUCUCAGUUUGGGAGCAUUGCCCCCCGGAGAGUCUCGUAAAUAUGGCACCACAAUAGCACCAGGAUUGUAUGCACCUGUUCAUCAACACUUCUUUGUUGCUCGUAUGAAUAUGGCAGUUGAUUGUAAACCAGGAGAAGCACACAAUCAGGUUGUUGAAGUUAAUGUAAGAGUUGAAGAACCUGGGAAAGAAAAUGUUCACAACAAUGCGUUCUAUGCUAAGGAAACAGUGCUUACGUCUGAAUUGCAAGCAAUGCGGGACUGUGAUACUUUAUCUGCUCGUCAUUGGAUUGUUAGGAACACAAGAACAUCCAAUAGAACAGGACAGCUAACAGGGUACAAGCUGGUACCUGGCCCUAGCUGUUUGCCAUUAGCUGGUCCUGAGGCUAAGUUUUUGAGAAGAGCUGCAUUUUUGAAGCACAAUCUAUGGGUUACACAAUAUGCACCCGGAGAAGAUUUUCCAGGGGGAGAGUUCCCUAAUCAAAAUCCACGUGUUGGUGAGGGAUUAGCUUCUUGGGUUAAGCAAGAUCGUUCUCUGGAAGAAAGUGAUGUUGUUCUCUGGUAUGUUUUUGGAAUCACACAUGUUCCUCGGUUGGAGGACUGGCCUGUUAUGCCAGUUGAACAUAUCGGUUUUAUGCUUCAGCCGCAUGGAUUCUUUAACUGCUCUCCUGCUGUAGAUGUACCUCCUCCUCGGGGAUGUGACUUGGAAAUCAAAGACAGUGAUGGUUCAGAAAAUGGUGUAGCAAAGCCCACUCCCAGUAGUUUGAUGGCCAAGCUUUGAAAGGUUUGUGAUUCAGAAAAUAGUCCUCUCGUAUUAUCUGCACAGACACACAACAGGCAAACUUCCAUCUUCUGUUUCUUUCGGUACUGUCCUGAAUUAGUUGGUGCUACCACAUGGAUGUUGUUAUACUUUAGAUAACGUGUUUAUGCAAAGCAUGUCCUGUUUUCUAUUGACCUUGAACAUCGUUAUAUAGAAAAACUAAUAACAUUCACUCUCUUUGUAUUUUUAUUUGUAUGGUAUAAGCACUUUCACAGGUCCAUCUUAAACUUGAAUAUUUGAAAAAGAUUAUCAAAUACCACUAUUUGCAUCGGAGGUCUAAAAUUCAUGCAAAAUAUCAAUUUAAAACCUUCUCUGACAAUUAAUCCAUAGUACUACAAACAAGACUCAUAUCUUCAAGCUCUAGAAGUUUUGGGUUCAAUUCUUGCUAAUAGUAAGAAGGUUAUACAUGUAUUUGUUAUUGAUUGUACAUUGUAAGUAAUUUCCAUUGUAGUUGUUCAUAAUUAUUCAUUAAUUGAUUGAUUGAUUACUCACACUUCAACUUGAUUCCCUGUGUGGUGAUACUACUCCUACCCCCUCCCCUCAUCCCUCUGAAAAAAGGAAAGAAAACUUGGAGUCUUGGACGUACGAAUUUAAAUGCACAACAAAACUUUUUUCAUAUGUAUUGUUAAUACACUUCAUAUAAUUCAAAAGAGGGGUUGAA